AUGGGACCCCUGGUCAUUGACAUCUUCUUGCUACUGCUUUCAGGGACCAUAAUGUCCCAGAAACCAAGAAAGUGGUGUGAUUCUCUGGAAUACACAGAUAGUGCUAUUUCCGAGCCUGCAACUGGGUACUCUGAAUUCUCAAACGAAGCCUACUUCAACAAGCAACAAGUCUACAUAUAUAAAAACCACUAUCAGAGGGUAAGACCUCAGGCACGAUGGAAAAAUGUGGAGAAUUGGGAUGAUGUGAACAAGCUUCAGAAAGAGAGAGAAGAUUUGAUCAUGAAGGACUUUCAAGAACUCAUAAACUCCAAUCCAGGUAACCAAGGUAUCUACUUUUUUAGUCAAUCUAUUGGCUGUGAACUUUGUCCAAAUCGCACUUUCAAGAUAGCUUGGUAUUUUGAUACAAUAAAUUUCGUGAAUAGCAUUAUGAGUAUAAAAUACCAGGAUACACAAGAUUCUGUAGGUGAAAUGAACCAAGACCCAAGUGCUGAAACUCUACCCAAGGAAUAUCUGGAGAAACAGUGUUUCGCAACACUCCAAAAAUACCGGAAUUAUCAGAAUGCUCACUAG
Messenger RNA from Gracilinanus agilis (Agile Gracile Mouse Opossum), 570 nucleotides. RefSeq names its product zinc-alpha-2-glycoprotein-like. Gene Ontology annotation, biological process: immune response. The transcript is spliced from 3 exons. Bases 1 to 570 code for a protein of 189 amino acids. Lineage: Eukaryota; Metazoa; Chordata; Mammalia; Didelphimorphia; Didelphidae. Gene Ontology annotation, cellular component: external side of plasma membrane. The record is from RefSeq and is a predicted model, not a curated record.